Corticium candelabrum is the source of this 1648-nucleotide messenger RNA. RefSeq names its product dihydrolipoyl dehydrogenase, mitochondrial-like. Gene Ontology annotation, cellular component: mitochondrion; oxoglutarate dehydrogenase complex. The transcript has 21 exons. The coding region runs from base 21 to 1520 and encodes 499 amino acids. Gene Ontology annotation, molecular function: dihydrolipoyl dehydrogenase (NADH) activity; flavin adenine dinucleotide binding. Lineage: Eukaryota; Metazoa; Porifera; Homoscleromorpha; Homosclerophorida; Plakinidae. The record is from RefSeq and is a predicted model, not a curated record.
CAUUAUACGGGAGCUGUAAGAUGGCGUUGCAAGUUGUUCAGGUGUAUCGAUCUUAUGGUAUACGACUAGGUGUUAUUAUAUCUAGAGCUUUUGCCGCCACCUCGUCUUCGGGACCGAAAGACCUAGUUGUUAUCGGAUCUGGUCCUGGUGGUUACGUAGCUGCUAUUAAAGCAGCGCAACUUGGCCUAAAGACAGCAUGUGUUGAGAAGAACGCUACCCUAGGUGGAACAUGUCUGAAUGUUGGAUGCAUUCCUUCAAAGGCUUUGCUAAAUAAUUCACACUUAUAUCAUAUGGCUGCAAGUCAGGACUUCAAAAUGAGAGGAAUUGAAGUGCAGCCUAUAUUAAACUUAUCCAAGAUGAUGGAACAGAAAGAUUCUUGUGUAAAAGCACUGACUGAUGGAAUAGGAAUGCUUUUCAAGAGCAAUAAAGUGGAGCAUGUUGCUGGGCUUGGAAAAAUUACAGGAACUAACGAGGUUACUGUAAUGAAAGACGAUGGCAGCAAAGAAAUUUUGGAAACGAAGAAUAUUCUGAUAGCAACAGGAUCAGAAGUUGUCCCUUUAUCCGGAGUCGAGAUUGAUGAGCAAGUUAUUGUCAGUUCAACAGGUGCCUUGUCAUUGUCUAGAGUGCCAAAGAAAAUGGUUCUUAUAGGAGCAGGUGUUAUUGGCCUGGAACUGGGUUCUGUAUGGUCUCGUUUGGGCAGUGAAGUUGUAGCUGUUGAGUUCUUAGGACACAUUGGUGGGAUGGGAAUUGACAUGGAGAUUUCGAAAUCAUUUCAAAGAAUCUUGACUAAACAAGGCAUCAAGUUUAUGAUGAACCACAAAGUAACUGCAGCAGAAAAGAGUGGAAACUCAGUGUCUGUGAAGGUUGAGAGCAACAAGGAUGGCAAAACACAAACACUUAACUGUGACUCAUUGCUUGUCUGUGUGGGUCGUCGACCGUACACUGAAAAUCUAGGGUUGGAGAGUGUUGGUAUUAAACUGGAUGAAAAAGGGCGUGUGCCAGUCAAUGAUAAAUUUGCAACAGCAGUGCCUAACGUGUUUGCUAUUGGUGACUGCAUCCAUGGUCCAAUGCUCGCUCACAAGGCUGAAGAUGAAGGUAUUAUUUGUGCUGAGAAUAUGGUAGGUGGGGCAGGUCACCUCGACUACAAUUGUGUGCCUUCAGUCAUCUACACUCAUCCUGAAGUUGCUUGGGUAGGAAAAUCUGAAGAGCAGUUGAAAGAUGAGGGAAUUGAAUACACUGUUGGAAAAUUUCCAUUUGCAGCUAACAGCCGGGCCAAAACAAACGCUGACACUGAUGGCUUUGUAAAGAUUAUUGGAGAUAAAAAGACAGAUCGAAUAUUGGGUGCCCACAUUAUUGGUGGAGGAGCGGGUGAGAUGAUCAACGAGGCUGCAUUAGCGAUGGAAUAUGGAGCAUCUUGUGAGGAUGUAGCUCGAGUUUGUCAUGCACAUCCGACAUGUUCUGAGGCUUUUCGUGAAGCUGCUAUGGCAGCUUAUUGUGGUAAAGCCAUCAACUCUUUAUAGUUGCAGUCAGCGUAUACAUAAAUAACUUCAGUCUCAAGUUCAUUUAGUACGUAGUAGUUGUGAUGCGCGGUACUGUACGUUAUGUUUGCAUGGUUACUUGAAUCACAAAUGACUUUCGUUUCAAACUG